Microplitis mediator is the source of this 1731-nucleotide messenger RNA. RefSeq lists its product as uncharacterized. The record is from RefSeq and is a predicted model, not a curated record. Bases 309 to 863 code for a protein of 184 amino acids. The transcript has 3 exons. NCBI's taxonomy places the organism in Eukaryota, Metazoa, Arthropoda, Insecta, Hymenoptera, Braconidae.
AUAUCGUAGGUCAGUCGUUUACCUCGACCUUCAACAUGACUUACAUUUAAAAUUAUUCAUUUAUUUUAUUUAUUUAUCUUAACAUUAAAUAAUGGGUUUUCUUUUAUUCAAAUCCUAUUAAUUAAAAUUUUAUUUAUUAUUGUUAUAUCUCAUAAAUAUCGUCAGUCAUUUUUUCUUAUCUAUGAAAAAUAAUAAAAAAAUUUCUAACCAAAAUUGUCAGUUUAUUAAAUUUGAAAAUUUAUGUUUUUUUUUAAUUAUUUGAAUAAAACCGCGGACUACAUGAGUUAAUUAACAAAAUUAACUGUGUAAUGAAAACUAUUUUAACAAUUUUUACGCUCGUAUUUUUGAGCUUUAUCGCAACAUUAAUUUACGUUAAUGAAAAUAAAAUAAAUUGUGAAGAUUUGAUUAAUGAAAAACUUUUAAACAGAGAUUUUAAUAAUAUAAAUAGUAAAUUAUACGAUAGUAGGAAUAAUUAUAAGGAAAAAUGUCAAGAGAAAAACGGAAAAGUUGAAGUUGAUCUUGAUCGUUUGAUGGAUUUGUUGUUUGAAAAAUUGGAAAAGGUUAAAUUUGAGUCUAAAUUACCAUUAGAAAAUAAUUAUGAUAAUGAUAAAAAUAAUAAAAUUCCAUCAAUUUGUCAGUGCGGAUUUGAUAAAAGCGAUUAUUUACCUCCAGAAUACGAUAAUAACUGCAUUGAUCAUAACGCUGAUGAAAAUCCAUUUGAAAGUUACAAAGAAAGUUCAGAGUUCAUAAAAGAAAAAUUUAAGUCAUAUAUUAAUAAAAAUAAAGAUAAUUUCCAUCAUUCAUAUCGAAAAGCUAAUUCUUGGGAUAAAGAUUACAUACCAAAUUUUGGAACUGAUAAUUAAUAAUGGCGCAUGUAUGUAAAUCAUGUCUAGAUUCAUAUUCCCGCUAUCAGAGAGUUACUGAUAAUAAUCCAAUAAAUUUAAGAAGAAAUUCACGGUAUUGGUAUUUAAAUACUCUAACUCCUUACUAUGAAUUCUUAGGAAAAAUAAAAAAUUCAUUUGUUACAAAAAUGAAGAAUUUUGAAUUUCAUGUACACGACUUUUGUCAAAAAAAUUAUCAACUCGUUUGUACACUUGAAAAAAUCUCCAUCGGUAUAAUUUUAUUUUGGAUUUUUUAUCAGAGUAUUUUUAAAUACUUAACAUAUUUUUUAUGGAAUAUUGUUUAUAUUUUAUGGUGUAUUAUUGUCAGUGGUCUAUUAUUCAUUUUUUUAUUGAGUCAAAAUAACGAUGACGAAACAAUUAAAUUGACGACCGUUAAUGAAAAUUUUAGAAAAUUUAAUAACUAUGAAGACUAUCGUAAAAUUAAUAAAAAAACAAGUGAUGUUUCCUUAUCAGACAUUGACGAUAGUACUGACAUAAAAAUAAUCAAUAAUAACAAAUUUAAUAAAAAAUCACUUGCUAAUAAUAAAAAAAGAGUUAAAAAACGACGUAAAUUAGAUACGAUUGUUCGAGAGUUUGAAUCGGAUUCUGACAAUUCAUGUUUGGGUUUUCGUAAAAAAUUCUAGAUUAUAAUUUUUUGUUUAUAACAUAAUUUAAUUAUUUUUAUUGUGAUAAAUUUUACUAAUAAAAGAAAAAAAUUGAAUGUAUCAAUAUUUGUUAAGUUUUUUUUUAUUAUUAAUUGACACAGUAUGUGACUAAAUUGAUAGGAUGUUAUCUUAACUUAUCAGAAUUGUCACAGAUGAUUAUUGUAAAAAGAGUAAAUACAUUUAAA